GAUCUCCGUUCCGCCGCGGGGGCCGCCGGGGCCGCUGCUGGCGGAAGGGGGUUGCAGUUCCGGGGCCUCCCGUGUGUCCUCUCCCGCCGCACCAUGCUGCUCGCACGGGCCCUGCGCGCUGCCGCUGCCCUGAGCCCUCCGCUCCGGCACCCGCCCCGCCGCCUCCUCCUCCUCUCCCCGUCCUUCUCCUUCUCCUCCUCCUUCCCCCGCACCCUCCUGCCGGCACCCGCCGCCUCCCCGCCCUUGGUCCGCUCCCUAUGGCAGCUGGGCGGCAGCGGGCGGACCGGGCUGCUCCGCCCGAGGAGGGGCUCGGCCGGCGGAGUCUCGUGUGGCUGCGGCGGGCUCCACACCGAGGGUGACAAAGCCUUCGCGCAGUUCCUGACGGACGAGAUCAAGGAGGAGAGGAAGAUCCAGAAGCACAAAUCCCUGCCCAAGGUGUCGGGAGGGUGGGAGCUGGAGGUGCACGGCACCGAGGCCAAACUGGUGCGGAAGAUCGCGGGGGAGAAGAUAACGGUUACAUUCAACAUCAAUAACAGCAUUCCACCCUCGGCUGAGGAAGAAACACAAGAAGAGCAGAAACCUGACGAGCAGGAGCCUGAUCUUACAUCAACUCCCAACUUUGUUGUGGAAGUAAUAAAAGAUGAUACAAAACAGACCCUUGUUUUUGACUGCCAUUACCCUGAAGAUGAGAUUGGACAUGAAGGAGAGGAAGAAAGUGAUAUCUUCACGAUUCGGGAGGUCAGCUUUCAGCCCACUGGGGAGUCAGACUGGAAGGACACCAACUACACCCUCAAUACUGAUUCCCUGGACUGGGCUCUGUAUGAUCAUUUAAUGGAUUUCCUGGCUGAUCGAGGAGUGGACAACACCUUUGCUGAUGAGUUAAUAGAGCUCAGCACUGCACUGGAGCACCAGGAGUACAUCAAAUUCCUUGAAGACCUUAAAAGCUUUGUGAAAUGUCAGUAGGUUAGGCUAGAAAACUCAUCUUCAAGGGUGGGUAUUCCACAGCUCUACUCCAGCCAGCAGUACCCAAAUAUAUCUUCACACCAGAUCUGGAGAGUAAGUACCUUUGAGGUUGGAGAAUGAGGAUUCUCACUCUUAUUUGGGGUUUUGUAUUUAUGUUGCAGCCCAGAUCAAGUUCUCUCACCACUGGAAUUGCCUCACCCUACCUGAUGGUUUUUGUACAAUUCAGAAUGAAUGUGAAGAAUAAAAUCUGCUCAACAUAUCACUGAAAA
Molecule: messenger RNA, 1232 nt
Organism: Calypte anna (Anna's hummingbird)
Lineage: Eukaryota; Metazoa; Chordata; Aves; Apodiformes; Trochilidae
Gene: C1QBP
Product: complement C1q binding protein
Exons: 6
Coding region: 94-963 (289 amino acids)
Biological process (GO): cytosolic ribosome assembly
Cellular component (GO): mitochondrial matrix
Source: RefSeq, a predicted model, not a curated record